This is a messenger RNA of Triticum dicoccoides, 587 nucleotides long. RefSeq lists its product as uncharacterized. The record is from RefSeq and is a predicted model, not a curated record. Lineage: Eukaryota; Viridiplantae; Streptophyta; Magnoliopsida; Poales; Poaceae. The transcript has 3 exons. The coding region runs from base 129 to 446 and encodes 105 amino acids.
CUUAGAUAGGGGCGACAUGUUCAGUGGGCCGGUGUGCCAUCCUUGGCAUUCCAAAUCUGAAGAAUUCUCAACCGUCAACAUGGGCUCAACAAUCGACCUUUUCUUUUACGUUUGGUAACUAGCUGGCAAUGGAGAUGUGCCAGAGGAAGAAGAAGCAGCUCGCCCCAUUGCUGAUCCUGGCCAUGCUCAUCAUCGCCUCCUUUGGGGUGGCGGUGGAGGGGAAGCCGGUGCACGACAUGUACACGCCGUGGUGCAUCGGGAAGUGCUACAAGACGGGCAACUGCAUGCGCUGCUGCAAGCACUUCGGCCACAUCCACGGCCGCUGCAGCCUCAUACACGGCAUGGGAUGCUACUGCUGGUACGACCCCGCCGCCCUCCGCCGCCGCUACCACAAGCAGCAGACAGUGACCGCGCCGCCACCAUCCGACCACCGUCUUCACGCAUGACCUAGCCAUGCAUGCAUGAGAAUUAUUAUGUACUGCUCUGAUCGAGCUCCACUUCAGAUCGUGAAUAAACGAACGCCAUCAUUAUAUUUUACUGUGGUCAUCUAUUCAUCUUGAUUGCCACUCUGUGAAAAAAGAUACUCC